This is a messenger RNA of Chanos chanos (milkfish), 2430 nucleotides long. RefSeq names its product centromere protein F-like. Gene Ontology annotation, cellular component: chromosome, centromeric region; nucleus; spindle pole. Gene Ontology annotation, molecular function: microtubule binding; dynein complex binding. Bases 102 to 2318 code for a protein of 738 amino acids. The record is from RefSeq and is a predicted model, not a curated record. The transcript has 6 exons. Lineage: Eukaryota; Metazoa; Chordata; Actinopteri; Gonorynchiformes; Chanidae. Gene Ontology annotation, biological process: metaphase chromosome alignment; regulation of G2/M transition of mitotic cell cycle; mitotic cell cycle.
CAGCUUCAGUGAACCCAGAACAGUCUGUAGAUGUCUCAGAAAGGUCAAGUUGUGAUAUUGUCGAGGCAAACUCUUCUGUCCAAGUAUGUGAAAAGUUUCAGAUGCAGACAGCACGGACUGUGACAGAUGGAUUGCAACAUACUGACCAACUAAUGCUCUCCUCGACCUCCUCUAAAGGCCAAGAUGAACAUAAAAACACUAAUGAUGAUACAGUACAAAACUCAGACCCAGACUCAUGUGUUAGCAACGAACAUAAAUCAGUUACCUCCUCGGAGGCUUUAGGAACACGUGACGCGCUGCCUGUUGAAAACACUACAGCAAAGGACCUGGUUCGGUCAUGUGUAACCAUUCAGCAAAGCACUGGUAAAGUGACAGACAACACCGCUGAGCAGAUAUCAGGGACCUCCUCGGAUGCAAAUACCGACAAGCAUGUGGAGCAACCUGACGUCAAGGAAUUUCAGCACGUUCCACCAGAAAACUUGAUUUCUCCUGACGCCAUUGCCUUGAAGAGGGUAACGGAGGAGCUGCUGGAAGCCCAGAAUGAGCUCAUAGUGUUGAGAACUGAAAAUGAGAAGCUGACUUUGAAGCUGAAUGAGAUGUGUGAAGAGGAACUGCAGUCAGUCAGACAGGAAAACGAACUGUUGAAAUCAAAACUGAAGGCCAUGGAGACAGAAUCUCACCCAGUUCAAGAGCCAGUACCUACAGAGAACAGCGUUUCCUCUCAUUUAACACCUGAAUAUGAGGAUCCAUCAAGUAUAAAACCUGAUGAUAACCGUGACGGCGCCACUCUAGGACGAGAGGAGUUACAAACAGCUCCAGAGAGCGACCCUGAUAAAUCAACUCCAGAAGUCCAACAUGAGAGUUUCUCCAGUGCACAGAUUCACUGUCUCCAGGAGCAGGUCCAGUCAAUGCAGGCUCAGAUCCAGAGUCUCGCUGAGGAGAACAAGAGACAGGUUGAAGAGCUGGAGUUCUGGAGGCAAACAGAUCUGUCUCCGGGGGAAACUGUGGAUCACCAUGGUGACAGUGGUACCAUAGUGCUAGUGAGAGAGGAUCAGCUACUCCUCUCCUGCAGCUCUAACAGGAUUUUGGCACAGAACCGAGACACAAGGACCAUGGUCAUACAUCAGUCUGGCCCCACUGAGCCAAACCACCUGUCCUCUACGCAGCCUGUCCCAGAUGACCAGCAGAAGCUCUGUGGCGCCUGUGGCCACUCCAAUAAAUCAUCAGGGUCUACUCAGGAGGUGGUGGCACAGGAUAGCUGCAAGACAACCAAAGUCAAUAUUUCCCCUAAGAUAGACACCAUGACAGUUAACAAUAACAAUGACGCCCAACCUGGAGUCCUGGACACAGAUGUAGCUGGAGGUAACAGUGAAAACAGUUUUAGAGACUCACAACUUAAGACCAAAUCAACAGAGCAGGCUGACAAAGAUGAACUGCAGACCGCUUUGGUCAUUCCUGAACCUGAGACCAAAGCAAACGCUGACAGCAGACAAAAUAACCAGCAGGAUACUUCACAGAAUGUGUCAGGGGCAACCGAACGCAAGGCCAAAGUAAUCGAUGCCAAUCAAAAUAAUGUCUUGUCAGAGACUGAUGAUCCCCAAAAGUCGGACCUUUCCGGUCAGGAACCGGAAUGGAAGGGAACAGCUGACUUGGCCCAAGACAGAGAUGAUGGGGAAAAAACUACUCCUCUCCAAAAUGACACUGCCAAGGUUAACAAAGGAGAGAGUUUCGUGCCAGCUGAGGGCGACCGGAACUGGGCUCCAGUCCAGAGUGCAGAGGUCUUGGAAUCUCCUGGAGGAAGAUGUCUGGAGGGCAAGGACUUGAGAGAGAUGAGAAGUCUGGGUACACAGACAGAGGAGUGGGAGGGAGAAAACCGUGGAAGCUCUCACAUCCCUAGAGAAGGUCAAACGCUCCUCCAUGUCAGCACUCAGACAGAAGCAGAGGAUCCAGAGAAGCCACGACAGGAGGAGGAAGAGGAGGACGGCGAGGAAGAGGCUGCAGACUCUCCGCCCCUGUCUCCUGCGCUGGUAACGGACGCCGAGAAGCUCUUGUUUUCCGGAUCGUUCCCCAUUCCCGCCGACCCCGUUCACCUCGCCGAGCGAAUCCGACGCAGUCGCACGCGCAUGUCCGCAGCCUACGACGACACAGAGUACGAGCCUUACGGACUGCCUGAGGUUGUCAUGAAAGGGUUUGCAGAUAUUCCCAGCGGUCCUGCUUGCCCAUAUGUCCUCAGAAGAGGGCUUCUGGGUACCGAAGCAGUACCCCUCCCUCUCCGAGAACAAAAAGAGGAGGAGGAGGAGAAAGAGCAAGACCCCUAACACACACCUCAAGUGCUGCUACAGUUUCUGCCUGAAGAUCUAUGGGGAACCCAAUUGUGGGGUGCCUGUUUGGCUGAACCGUGACUAUCAGCACCAUCAUCACUUUGCCAGG